This is a messenger RNA of Melanotaenia boesemani (Boeseman's rainbowfish), 3233 nucleotides long. RefSeq names its product integrator complex subunit 4 (gene ints4). The record is from RefSeq and is a predicted model, not a curated record. The transcript has 24 exons. Gene Ontology annotation, cellular component: integrator complex. NCBI's taxonomy places the organism in Eukaryota, Metazoa, Chordata, Actinopteri, Atheriniformes, Melanotaeniidae. The coding region runs from base 64 to 2997 and encodes 977 amino acids. Gene Ontology annotation, biological process: snRNA processing.
AGCACGUGGGGACAAUUCUGCAAUCUGAAUGGGAGAGCUUUUGCUAACUGUCUUUCCCUAAACAUGGCAGCACAUCUGAAAAAGCGGGUUUAUGAGGAAUUUUCCAAAGUUGUUCAGAUUCCCCAUGAAGAAACUCCAGCGAAGAAACUUCGCCUUUCCAAACCCAGCAAGUCUGCAGCUCUGCACAUUGACCUCUGCAAGGCCACCAACUCCACCGAUGCCCUGCAGUACCUGCUGCAGUUUGCACGCAAGCCUGUGGAGGCAGAGAGCGUGGAAGGUGUGAUCAGGAUCCUGCUGGAGCACUACUACAAGGAGACGGAUAACUCUGUGAAGCUGAAGAUUGCCUCUCUCCUAGGCCUGCUGUCCAAAACACAUGGCUUCAGCCCUGACUGCAUUGUUGAUGAUGCCAUUAACACACUUACCAAUGAGAAGUCUCAUCAGGUCCUCGCCCAGCUGCUGGACACUCUGCUGGUCAUUGGGACACAACUACCUGAGAGUCCUGCAGUCAGACUGAGGCUCAUAGAGGUGGCCUACAAGCACCUGUCCGAUACGUAUUUUGGGGUGAGGAACAAAUGUCUGCAGCUCCUGGGAUGUGUUGGCCUGGUUGACACGCCUCUGACUAAAGGCAGUGAGGGACCGGGCACAUCUUUAGGAUGUGUGAGGGAUGUCCAGAGUAUUAUCAGUGACUACUUUGCAGACCAGGACCCCAGAGUCCGCACUGCUGCCCUCAAAGCCAUGCUGCAGCUUCAUGGGAGAGGAAUGAAGAUUCAUCAGAUCAUUUAUGAGCAGGCCUGCAGGCUGCUGACAGAUGAUUACGAGCAGGUCCGAUCAGCAGCAGUGCAGAUGGUUUGGGUGCUCAGCCAGCUGUACCCAGAAAGCAUCGUACCCAUCCCAUCAUCCAAUGAGGAGAUCCGGCUAGUUGAUGAUGCGUUUGGGAAGAUCAGUCACAUGGUUAGCGAUGGGUCCUGGAUGGUUCGGGUGCAGGCUGCAAAAACACUGGGUUCGAUGCUGCAGGUCAGUCCGCACUUUCUGGAGCAAACUCUGGAUAAGAAGCUGAUGUCAGAUCUCAGAAGGAAACGCACAGCUCAUGAACGGGCCAAAGAGCUCUUUGCUUCUGGAGAAUUCUCCUCUGGCAGGAAGUGGGCUGAUGAUGCACCAAAGGAGAAACUGGACACCAACACCGUUAACCUGAUUGCCUCGGGCGCCUGCGGAGCCUUUGUUCAUGGACUGGAGGAUGAGAUGUUUGAGGUCCGUAUCGCGGCGGUGGAGGCGCUGUGUCAGCUGGCCCGCUCUUCCCCUAGCUUCGCCGAGAAAUGUCUGGACUUCCUGGUGGACAUGUUCAACGAUGAAAUCGAGGAGGUGCGGCUGCAGUCCAUCCAUGUGCUGAGACAAAUCUCCACCCACAUAACGCUCAGAGAGGACCAGCUGGACACCGUGCUGGCUGUGUUGGAGGACUCGUCUCGGGACAUAAGAGAAGCUCUCCAUGAGUUACUGUGUUACACCAACGUUUCCACCAAAGAGUGCAUCCAGCUGGCUCUGCUGGAGCUGCUGAAGAACCUCAACAAGUAUCCCACCGACCGCAACUCUGUCUGGAAGUGUCUGAAGUUCCUAGGUUCCCGCCACCCGACGCUGGUGUUGCCGCUCGUUCCUGAACUGCUCAGCACACAUCCGUACUUCGACACACCGGAGCCCGACAUGGACGAUCCGGCCUACAUCGCCGUUCUGGUGUUGGUGUUCAACGCUGCCAAGUCGUGUCCCACCAUGCCGGCGCUGUUCUCCGACCACACCUUCAGACACUACGCUUACCUGAGGGACAGCCUGUCCCACCUCGUCCCACCGCUAAGGCUGCCGGGCACGAAGCAGGUCUACAGUCUGGACUCUGCAGACUCGGGUUCCGGUUCUGGUUCUGUGGAAUCGGCCCAACUCUUCCUUCAGCAGAGUCUCAGCAGAGUCAGCACCAUCCACAACCUGGAGACGGCCGGAGCUCAGGACCUGCUGGACUUCACCAUCCGAGACCUGCAGCGGCUCGGCGAGCUGCAGACAGAACUUGCUGGAGCUGCUGAUUUCUGUGCCACAUACCUGCGCUGCCAGCUGCUCCUCAUGAAGGCUCUGCAGGAGAAGCUGUGGAACAUGGCCGUCCCUCUGUGCCUCAAACAGAACGUCACAGCCACAGCAGCAGCUCAGCAGAUUUUGGAGGAAACCUACAAACUGGAGUUUCUGUACAGCGGUUUGGAGAGCAGGCAGGUGGCCACCAUUCAUCACAUUCGCCUUCAGGCCAAAGCCCUGCAGCUCAUCCUGACGGCUCGCACCAGACAAGGGUUGGAUCUCCUCAUCAGCAGCUGUGAGAAGUUUCUGCAGGAGGUUGAGUCUUUUCAGAGGCUCUUCCUGACCGAGCUGCCCCACUUCCAGAACAGCUUUGUGGAUAAACUUCUGGAGCUGAUGCCCUGCCUGUCCACGUGUAAGCCAGUAGAACUGGUGAAGAUCCUGCAGACGACUCUCAGACAGAGCGGCCUGCUGCAGCUCAGACUGCCUGAACAGAUCCAUCAGGCAACGGCCACCAUCAUAGAGCCGACGGGGGAGUCGGACAACCCGCUGAGGUUCACGUCCGGUCUGGUGGUGGCGCUGGACAUCGAUGCCACGCUGGAGCACGUCCAGGACCCCCAGAACACUGUGAAAGUUCAGGUUCUAUAUCCAGAUGGCCAGAGUCAUGUGAUCCAUCCCAAACCUGCAGACUUCAGGAACCCUGGACCUCACAGACACCGACUCAUCACACAGGUUUACCUCUCACACACCGCCUGGACAGAGCCGUCACAGAUUGAGGUGCGCCUCCUCCUGGCCUACAGCUCCUCUUCCGCCUCCCUCUCCUCGCCCUCCAACAAACUGGGAUGGAGCGACAGCAUCGACGGGCUGCCGCCAACAGAGGCCGCCGUUGAGGGCACGAUUCCAUUCAGCAAACCUGUAAAAGUCUUCAUCAUGCCCAAACCGGCCCGACGUUAAGGAGAAAACUACUUUAUCUGGAUUUUAUUUCAGACCGGUUUCUGGCUACUCAUCAGCCAACAGCUACGAACUAAAAGAUAAAAACUUUACACUCUCCAGAACAAGUUUGAAAGACUUUUUUCUGUAGUUAAAUGUUACACAGACAAACUGAUGGAGAUUAAUGUCUUUGAUUUAUUUCAUGCAGCAAACAAACAAAUACAUUUCACUUCAUUAAAAAUAACAGAUUUUACUUUAAA